Chelonia mydas (Green sea turtle) is the source of this 3413-nucleotide messenger RNA. RefSeq names its product kelch domain containing 9 (gene KLHDC9). NCBI's taxonomy places the organism in Eukaryota, Metazoa, Chordata, Testudines, Cheloniidae. The record is from RefSeq and is a predicted model, not a curated record. The transcript has 5 exons. The coding region runs from base 196 to 1215 and encodes 339 amino acids. Gene Ontology annotation, molecular function: cyclin binding.
GGAGCCUGAGCCGGCCCCGGCCGUUGCCAAGCCGCGCGGCGGGUUGCGAGGGGCGCGCCCCGGGCCCCUGCAGCGGGGGCGGUCUGGGAAAGCGAGAGCGGGUCGGGCCCGAGCUGCCGCUGACCCCUCCGCUGCGCGCGGGUGGUGCGUCCUUUGGCUGGUGGCGCUUUGCCCCUGCAGGUGGGAGCCGGCACGAUGGCUACGGGCAGCAGCUGGGCAUGGAAGCCCAUCGCACGGGACGCCCUGCUUGCACGUGGCUACCACUCGUGCGAUGUGGUGCGAGGGAAGCUGCUGCUCUUCGGGGGGCUGAAGUCGGGUGAACUCAAGGAGCCCCCCCUGGGGGACGUGGUGGCCUUCGACCCCACCCUGCUGACGGCUGCCACAGUGGCCCCCAACAGCGGGUACCAGCGCAGCCACCAUGACACGGCGGUGCUGGCCGACCGCUGGCUGUGCGUGGUGGGGGGCUGGGACGGCGCCCACAGGGUCUCGGCCGUGUGCUGCUGGGACACCGAGCAGGGACAGUGGGAGCGCUGGGCCGAGGGGCCCUCCAACGACCCCCCCGUGGGGCUCAGCAGCCAUACCUGCACGAAGGUGUCGGAGCAUGAGCUGCGGGUGGUGGGCAGGGAGGGUGGGCUUCGCACCCAGCGGCGCUUCGCCAGCAUCUACACCCUCCGUGUCAACCCUGCCACCAAGACCUACUGGUACAAGGAGGAGGAAUCGCGGGCAGCCUCUCGGGCUGGACACUCGGCCAUGCUGCUCCGCAACGCAGGUGGCUACCAGCUGGUGGUGUUUGGGGGCCGUGACUCCUCCGACUGUGAGGUGGCCGGGCGCUGGGGCAAGGGGAAAAUCCACGUAGAGUCCAUCCAUGCUCCCAAGCUAACAGAGCAGCUCUCCCGUCUGGUUGGCUCCGAGAAUGGCUCCCGGCAGGCUCCGAAAGGCCUGAGGCACCAAUCCUGCACGGUGGUGGGUCCCUUCGUGGUGGCUUUUGGUGGGGAGACCCUAACGAAGGGGCGAGACACCGUCUGUAACGAUCUCUAUGUCUACGAUACAAGAUGCUUGCCACCGAACUGGUUCCGCUUCCCCUGCUCAGAUCGGGGCCAGAAGAGAGUCGGGCACCGCACAUGCCUUUGGAACGACAAGCUCUAUCUUGUGGGGGGCUUUGGCCCAGAUGGGAAGACCCCCUGCCCUGAGAUCUGCAUCUUAGAGAUCCCCUAGUGAGGAAGAGGAGAGAGAGGAGGACGUCCCCCUCCUCUCCGGCGCCCUCCCCACUCAUUCCCUGGCAAUUGCGUGGCUCCUGCAAGCGACCCUGAGAGCCAGCUCUGUUUAUGUGUAAUAAAAGUGCCCCUUGUUGGCCCAGCUCCCCCUCCUCUCCGCAGGGAGCUGCACGCUGGCACCAGGGAUUUAACUCAAACAAGAGAGAGAAUGGGGAGAAAAAGUUUCUUUGCUAAAGAGUCAGACCCCCGCCCGCCGGUCUCUAGGAACACACAGUCGGCUCUCUGCGGCCUCCCGCACCGCCAGGAGAGGCCAGGUGUGGUGGUGCUGACAUGUCUCAGGGGAAAAAGAAACCAAACAUGGCUGAAUGGGGCAGGUCUGCGUGGUCUGCUGGGAGCAGGGGAAGGGCAGGGAGUUGUUCUCUUCCCCCACGGAUCACCGUUAAAAUAAAGCCUUCCACCCUCUCGAGAAUUCAUCAGCGGAAACGACUGGCUGGCCCGUCCCUUGUCCCAAGGCAGGGCCGGGAAGCAGCCUGGUGCUAGAACCAGGCCUGGAGAACGAAAGCUGUUCCCAGCCGUUCCCUAGUUCGCGUGUGAAAUGACUUGAGGGGGCGAACGGGGGGGUGCCUGCACCACCAGCCCCCAGGGAGGAGGCUGUGCCCUCCAGCACACAGACCGGUUUCCCCGAAGUUCCAAGCCGCGCUGUCGGAGGAUGGCUUAGUAUGGCCAGCCCGGCCCUCAGCUCGUGCCAGGAGAAGGGACCUUGGCUUCCGUGCAGCUCUCACGACAUCACAGCCGGAAACUUUCCCACAUUCGUAUGCCAAGUGAGCACUUGUAAAUGAAAGAGGCCUCAGCUGGGACAAGUCCCCAGCCAAAGGACUUGGCGUUAAUCACCUCCUAAAAAUAACUCGGGCCUGUGAUUGCUUCCCCAUUCAGAGCAUGAUAUGAUGGGGCAUCACGCCCUCUCAGACUCUUCUGCCAGCCAUGUGGUCCUGCAGAUGUACCCCACCCUACAGUGGGGCCAUGUGGCUUUGAGAGGCUUUUGGAGAGAGGACUUGAACUUCAACCUUCCCUUGGGGGGCACACUCAGCAAAGGGCCAGGGACGGAUCCCGGGGCGAGGGCUGGUCUCCUUUCUGCCCCCCACCUCUGAAGGUCACAGCUGAGGCACGGGGGUUGCGGAGCGAAGGGUGGCUUGCAUGCUCUGGACGCUGUAGAGGAGCAAAGAGAACCACCCUUGCUGGGGAGGGGAGGGGGAAGAGGGCGGGGAAGGCCUGCUCCAACAUGUGCAUGCCCCAGCUGUGCUCACCCUCUGUAUGUUCCAGCCCUUUCCACCAGGCUUGUCUAGUUAAGCUGUAAACUCUUUGAUAUGAGGACUGGUCCCCCAGUGUGUUGUGUAUGCAGCAUCCAGCACAGGGGCCCCGAUCUGAGUUGGGGUCCCCUUAGCACUACUGGACUACAUGCACUGACUGUUUCAGACUCUCUGCAAACUCAGGCAGGCAUCUCUGCAGCCGAGGUGGGUUUUCUUUGCACUCAUAACACCUAGAGAUUGAGUUAUUAAAAAUGCCUUCAGCUGAGACGGUGGAGAACAAGGUCUGUGCAUGCCCCAGCCCCUCCCUCGGGUUCUGGAAUUAAGCCCCAAAACACUGGGCUGAACUGCCAGUUAUCUCCCAGCAACCACUGGGGUCACAGCUUCAAAGUCCUGGCCUGGAAUCCAGAGGGACUAGCGCAGAUUGGGUCCAGGUUGCUUCUACCCAGCAGGUCACAGAGAGUUUGUCUCCGACUCCUGGCUUAGCUCCAGCCAUCCAUUCCCCACCGCCGGUGCAGGAGAGUUUUAUUUCAGGCCCAGGGUUGCAGUUUCAGCAGGGAGCGGGGAUGGACAGUGAACCUCAACCACCAUACGCGAGCUGGGUUUUGCCCUGGAAAAGCCAAGCCCUCUGACAGCCAGCACCUGAAUGGGCUGGGAGGGUAGGAACAGAAGGAUGGAUCCUCUGCUGAUUUAAAGGGUGCAGCACCAUGCAUCCAUCAGCUAAGGGGCAGGACUAGAAUAUGUAGCGCCCCUGGUUUUGUUUCACCAAAAACUGUACCACAAUUAACUUUGUUCUGAGGCGGGGCUGGAUGGGCUGUCGAGCAGUGUCUUUCAAGCUUUUUUUUUUCUGGCCACCGAGUUGAAGAAAAUUGUUGAUGUCCGUGACCCAACGGAG